Molecule: messenger RNA, 1284 nt
Organism: Penicillium waksmanii
Lineage: Eukaryota; Fungi; Ascomycota; Eurotiomycetes; Eurotiales; Aspergillaceae
Exons: 3
Coding region: 1-1284 (427 amino acids)
Source: RefSeq, a predicted model, not a curated record
AUGGUGGUGUUUGUCGACCUCAAUCAAGAUGCCUUCCGGCAUCCCGGCUCAUUGCUUGCCGCGGAGAAGCUGAGGGUUGCGACCAGCAAAGCCGCCGAAUUCCCUCCUUCAACCACCUCCACCUACACCUCAGAGCUCAGAGCUCAAGUCACACUCCAAGACGCGCGCACUGCGACAACCCUCCCUGAACAGAUUCUGGCAUCAAAGACCCCCAACUGCAAUGCCUUCUCUGCGGCGUUGAGUUGCUACCCAAUUGUUAAAGAAAUUGCUCGCGCCGUCGAUUUGAAUACCCUCCACGCCCUUUCGCGAACAUGCCGCCAGUUCCACGUGAAUCUAGCGCCGUUCCGACACCAACUCGUCCGUGAAACGCUUCGGUGCGAGAAUGAGUAUAUCGAGACCGUCUCAGAUAUGCUGGACGGCAGGGCCGUCCUCCCUGACAGCGUCAAGUCGGUGCUCAGGCUGUUGAGUCAGGGCAACGGUGAACCCGGACGCAUGACACGUGGAAAAGUGGGCAGAUGUGCGCGCGACAUGGUCGGUGACUGUCGACGCUGCACUAAGAUCGUAUGCAGAAACUGCACGAUCAAGCCUCCCUCCCAGACAUCGUUAAAGGGCCGAAUCCGCCGUCUCUGUCAAACCUGCGGCACUGCGCCGCUCUCCCACCAUCUCUACAUCACACCUCCCAACCCGACCGCAACAGAACACCACGAGGAGAACUCAAUACCGAACACAAUGGCAAACAAUGUUUGCAAUUGCGACGAUGUCGUCUGGCUUUGUAUCCAGUGCGGGCAGACCCUACGCAGCAACGACAUAACCUACCGACGAGUUUGGGCAUGGCGUACCCGAUACAGUACAUACCUUGGUGGCGGAAUGGGAACAGGCAUCGGCGAAGGCAGCCAGGGGGUAAAAUGUGGACGCGGUGAAACAUGCCUUGCGGCAAAGGAAAUCGAGCUCGAGGUCGACUGUGAAGUAGACGAGAGUUCUAGUGAUACCAGCAGUACCGGGCACAGCUCUCCCGCUCACUCAUCAUACCACCCUGAGUUGCUGUCGACAGAUAGCCACGACGGCGAGGAGCCGGGGUAUUUUCGGCAAGAAGUGAUUGGACUCGGCGGCGUCGUGAAACAUAAAGCGAAGAAGCGAGUCAUGGUCGGAGCAUGCGUGGUUGAGUAUGAGGAUGAGCGGGAAAAAGGCAAUUAUCUCGUUCGGGAGGAGGGUGGCUCGCAUCGGGCGUGGUGUGGAUGGUGCUCGAGGGCCAUUCCGGCCAAGAGCGAGUCAUUUCGGUGUUGA